AUGGACCCUUCACAAGUCAAGAUCCCGCCCUUGAUGGACCUGACCAUCGAAAACAUCACCGACAAUGUCAACCUGAUCAACUCGGCCAACCCGGAUCCGCGCUUCAAGUACAUCCUCGAACGGCUUGUGGUGCACCUGCAUGACUUUGCGAGGGAGACGAGGUUGAGCACGCAGGAGUGGAUGGCGGGGAUCCAGUUCCUCACAAAGACGGGUCACAUUUGUACCGAUGUGCGGCAGGAAUUUAUCCUCCUCUCCGACAUCCUCGGCCUCUCCCUCCUCGUCGACAGCAUCGACCACCCCAAACCAAAGGGGUCCACAGAGGGCACCGUCCUCGGACCCUUCCACACCCACGAGGCCGAGACCAUGGAGCACGGCAGCGUCAUGUCGCACGACGCCAACGGCGAGCCGCUGCUCGUGCUGUGCACCGUCAAAGACGUGUCGGGGAACCCCAUCGAGGGCGUCACGAUCGACAUCUGGGAGACGGAUUCGUCGGGCAAAUACGACGUCCAACAUCCCGACAGGGACGGCCCGGAUGGGCGCUGUAUCAUGAAGAGUGACGCCCAGGGCGUGUUUUGGUUCAACGCGAUCGUGCCGGUGCCGUAUCCGAUCCCGCACGAUGGACCUGUGGGCCAGCUAUUGCAGAAGCUGGGUCGGCAUCCCAUGAGGCCGGCGCAUAUGCAUUUCAUGUUUGAGAAGGAAGGGUUUGACCAUUUGAUAACGGCACUGUACCUGAAAAACGACCCGUACGAGACCUCGGACGCGGUCUUUGGCGUGAAGAACUCGCUCAUCGUCGACCUGUCCAAGUGCGACGCCGAGAUCGCGCAGAAGUACGGCGUCAAGCAAGGCACGGCGCUCCUGACGUACGACUUUGUGCUGGUCUCGGACAAGGAGAGCGCGGAUCUGAGGGCGGCGAACUCCAAGCGCGCGCUCGAGAAGCUGGGCCGCCGGGUCAAGAUUGUGCAGGGACUGCCCGUUCCGGAUGUUGAUUAA
This is a messenger RNA of Cladophialophora psammophila CBS 110553, 990 nucleotides long. RefSeq lists its product as uncharacterized. The coding region runs from base 1 to 990 and encodes 329 amino acids. The transcript has 3 exons. Lineage: Eukaryota; Fungi; Ascomycota; Eurotiomycetes; Chaetothyriales; Herpotrichiellaceae. Gene Ontology annotation, biological process: catechol-containing compound metabolic process. Gene Ontology annotation, molecular function: ferric iron binding; catechol 1,2-dioxygenase activity. The record is from RefSeq and is a predicted model, not a curated record.